AUGCGCUUGUUCAUCACCAUCUGGUACGCCUCUGCAGUUUGUAGACUUUUCUCGAUUCUCACCAAAGACUAUUUACUUGGAACUGUAACCUCCCCACAAGUGCCCCUCAUUAUCCAUACAUGCGCGAUGCAUGAUAGAUCCAGUGGACUCUACACCAAGUCUCGACACUGGCAUACAGUUGCCACCGCACCCAUCCACAAAUCGAACAGAGGAAAAAAACGGUCUAGCUUUUCCGAAAGCAAAGACUGGUAUCUUAGAAGAGAAAUACAACGAAAGGGAAAAAAAGAAUAG
Bipolaris victoriae FI3 is the source of this 291-nucleotide messenger RNA. RefSeq lists its product as hypothetical. The transcript has a single exon. NCBI's taxonomy places the organism in Eukaryota, Fungi, Ascomycota, Dothideomycetes, Pleosporales, Pleosporaceae. Bases 1 to 291 code for a protein of 96 amino acids. The record is from RefSeq and is a predicted model, not a curated record.